AUGGGAUGGGGGGGAUCCUGUGGAGGUCUGCAUUCAGGAGUUGAUGUGGAGGCAUCCCGGAUACCCCUUCCCACCCCACUUCCAUGCCAGGUGGAAUGGGCCCAGAGCCCUCAGUAUUCUUGGCAGUCUGACAUUACUGUGGGCCAGAGGGAUGAGGUCACUGUCGCCAAUGAAGUCACCACUCUGCAGCGACGCGGCCUCGCCUUGGAGCCCCCUCCACCUUGCGUCCCACCUGCAAAGCCGCGGCACACUUUAGAACCAGACCUGGGCGUAGCGCGACCCCAAGCUUUACUAGACAGAGGGGCAGGGGUCGCCUGCCCAGUCUUUGAGCAGGAGGGUGCAUCACUCAUCAGAUUUCACAACAAAUACCUGGGAGGGAAUUUGCGGACCGAAGGAGGCAUCGGAAAAAGUCGCCUCCACGGACAGCACAGGUACCAGGGCCGGGCCCAGAGCCGGCGGGGUCUCCCCUUUCUGGCUGCUUCUGUCCCCACCCCCACUUCUGUCUUUGCAGUCAGCGUCACUGUGGGGGGCAAGCAGUACCUCCUGGGACUCUAUGACACAGCCGGACAGGAAGACUAUGAUCGUCUGAGGCCUUUAUCCUAUCCAAUGACUGAUGUCUUCCUCAUAUGCUUCUCCGUGGUCAAUCCAGCCUCAUUUCAAAAUGUGAAAGAAGAGUGGGUACCGGAACUUAAGGAAUAUGCACCAAAUGUACCCUUUUUAUUAAUAGGAACUCAGAUUGAUCUCCGAGAUGACCCCAAAACUUUAGCAAGACUGAAUGAUAUGAAAGAAAAACCUAUAUGUGUGGAACAAGGACAGAAACUAGCAAAAGAGAUAGGAGCAUGCUGCUAUGUGGAAUGUUCAGCUUUAACCCAGAAGGGAUUGAAGACUGUUUUUGAUGAGGCUAUCAUAGCCAUUUUAACUCCAAAGAAACAUACAGUUAAAAAAAGAAUAGGAUCAAGAUGUAUAAACUGUUGUUUGAUUACGUGAAAAACAACUUCAGUGGCCAUGAAAACUGUCAAUUUCUCUCAGAAAGCAUAUGAAAUGCUACAGUGAUACCCAGACCUCUUGUAAGGAAGCAGUUUCAAACUUGAAAGAAAACAAAAAACCGUCCUCAGAAUUCAUUAGGAAUGUUCCUUAGAGGUCUAAGAAGCAGCAAACAGAACUGAAGCCACAAUCUAUUAUAAAUACUUUAUUUCAACUAGAAGGUACAAUCUCUCAGGGUUUUCAUAGUUUAAAAAGUUACAAUCACAUCAUGUUGAAACUGCAUUAAAAAAACAAAACAGUGCUGUAAAUGGAACUGCUUGGCUUUAACCAUAUACAUUUCUGCACAGCCUUUAACGGAAUCCGCACAAAGAAAUAUCUCCUCCCUUUGCUCCAGUUAAUUGUUCUUGUAAGUAAGUUGCUUUCUAUUCCAGUAUAUCCAGAGUGGUGAAAUAACAAGGCCAGCCACGUAGCCAAAGGUUGCUCCAACCGUACAGGAGAUGGGCCAUACCUGAAGAGAGAUUGUAUGAGAUCAAAAGUGAACAAACGUUUAUUAUUACCUGAGCACAAGUUAAAUGUAACCUAAAUAUUUCUAUAUUAAAGCUUAAUAAUGCUUUCUUAAUGCCAAAAGUGUAAUAAGGUCAUAACUGCAUUUAUCAUCAACACUAAAAAUGUACACAUUUUAGUUAAUGUGCAUUAAACUGUAACAAGGCUUCUGACAAUUGUAGAUUUAGUUUGAUGCUCCCCAAAUUGCAUGAUAUACAUGCUAAAUUGCAAAUUAAAAUUUUGGGUCAUACUUUGCCAUAAUCACGGAAUCAACUUAGCCCUCUGAACUAGCUGGUAAUUUUUUAAAAAAUCCACACAUUGGCUGUAUACAUCAGAUGAGAUGAGAAGUGUGUAUGCUGACAAAACACAAGAGAACUAUGACUUAAAGAGGCAAGACCUAGAAUCUAAGCAUGUUAACAUGGAUUUAAAACAAAGCAGCUGCUUCUGUGUGUGAUAAAACUCGUCAUUUUUCAGAUACAGAUAUUGCAACUAUUGCAGAAGUUACAGAACCACAAUUUACACACUCAGAAUUUAAGUUAAACAAUACUGCUGGCUUCCAAAUACUUAUUCUUGCCAGUUGUAUUACAUUUCACAAUAUUCCAUUAAGCCAAAAGUAAAUAAUGUUGAUUUAAUUAAUCCUGGGGCAGUAUGUAUUUGUCCCAAGGUGAAAGACUGCUUUAAAAAAAACAUUGGAAACAGACUUUUCAUCUGUAAAGCUUUCAUGGUAUUGGAGCUAUUUCUAAUCAUCUGAGGGAACAGGCCUUAGAACUGUGUUAGAGGUAAACAUUCUUAAUAACUGGUCUUGUUACCUAAUUUACCUUCUUUGUGUGGUCUGCUAUGGGAUCUGCCAUGUUCCAGAUGCUACGCAACAGAUAGCAGUGUUAGACAAAGUGUGAACCACCUAAUGCAGUUUAGAGAUGCAUAAUUUCCCCUAGCCUUCUUUACAUUUAACUCGCUAUUGCCUAAAUUAUGAUUUGUUUUUGGUAGGCUUGUUAAUUUUUAUGAUUUGUACUUACAGCUAUGUGUAUUGCACAGAUUGGGUAAUGGAACACUAAACUUUAUACUUGAAAAUGACAGCCUUAAAUGCUUAUAUCAGUCACAAAUCUAGGAUGUACUGUCUUUGUAUGUGAGCUUUGUAGAGAUUUUUAAAAAUACAAGCAUCAUCUUCCCCAUUGAAGAGUGGAGAAUCUACUAGAUAACUAGUCAGAAACUUUCAGAACUGGACAUUGGAUAUUUCCUUCUCGCAAGAAAUGGUGGUUCACAUUAUCAUGGCCUUAUGUAUGCUAAAGUGGAAUCUUAUGUAACUUUCUCAUUUAAUUAUGGUCUAUUUUUAGGUACAAUUGAAGGAAUUGUAUUAACAUUAUCUGAGUUGUCCAACACAUGGCAUAAAGGAAUUAAGACAGUAAAGUAUUAUACAUUUCCUAGUUGCCUUUGGGAAUUUGAUGGGAAUUUUUUCUUUUUUCUUUACAUCUUUGAAACCCUUCACACUUGGUUUACUAGGCAAUGAAAAUUAAAAUCUAGAAUUUGUUCUGCCCUAAGAAAUGGAUUAGGAAUCUGGAAACAAACUGGAGUCACCUGCUUCUUGACUGGGCCUGUUUCCUCACCUUAAUAUACAGAAGGUAGAAGAGACGAGCUCCAGUUUCUCUCCCAUUUAUCAUUUCCUAGUGUCUUUUCUUGUUCAUAGUAAUCAUUGUUGGACACCACCUUCUCCAGAUGGUAAGAAUCAUGUACACAGACCUUCAGAACUCUAAGCGAAGAUGAUUGUAUCAUCUGAACCUGAGGUGCCUUAGGUGCUCUACUGACCUUGAUGGGGUUUGGAGUUUCCCAUUGCUUAUUCAGAGCUUUUUAAUUGCUUUAGUUAUUUAGUGCUUCUUUUUGCAAAAUCCUUCCUACCACUUAAACUAAAAACCAAAGAUUUGUUUUCUAUUCAUAAGCAGAUUGUAGAAAAACUGCCUUAUUUUCAGAAACAUGUUUUUUCAUUAAAGGCUUAGGUUUAAUAGAAAUUCAGAUGAAUCUCUGGAAUGACUCUUUCAAACUAGUGAACUAUUUGGGAAAUAAAAUACACUUCAAAAAUACUUUAUUGCCAUGAAUUUUGCUAGUGAAUGCAAAUACAUUGCUUCUAACAAGGUUAUGUAUGAAAUAACUUAGAUUUGUAGUUCGUCUGUUUUUUAAUAUAGUAAAUUCUAAAGUUCUUAAAAAUAAUUUUAGGGAUUCCCUGAACUCUUACUUAAUACUUUGCUAAUUUAAGCACUUAUUUUAUCUCUAUAGGUACAUUUUAAGUAAGUUACCCACGCUGAAAAAUAUUUCCAGUACCUAGAGCUUGAAUUAAUGGUAUCUGUCAUGAAUUAUCUUAGUUAGAGACUACUUCCGUUUGAUUUUUAAUUAUUUUAAAUACCAAAUUAAAUACUGGUUUGUUGGUU
Molecule: messenger RNA, 3947 nt
Organism: Fukomys damarensis (Damara mole-rat)
Lineage: Eukaryota; Metazoa; Chordata; Mammalia; Rodentia; Bathyergidae
Gene: Rhoq
Product: ras homolog family member Q
Exons: 6
Coding region: 1-987 (328 amino acids)
Biological process (GO): cortical actin cytoskeleton organization; small GTPase-mediated signal transduction
Molecular function (GO): GTP binding; GTPase activity
Source: RefSeq, a predicted model, not a curated record